AUGGGUAAAAGGCAGGAGAGGAAGAGGUCGCCAACAAGGCCCAAGAGAGGGCAGGAACAGGGGUGGUUCGGUCUUGCUUCUUUCCCGUUCCACGCCAGAAAUUACUCCUUUUUUUCAAGAGGCAGGAACGACCACAAUGAACGGGACUUUUGCUCCAGAAAGCUUGCCCAGGAGGACAACUACCCCCGUAUUACGAAGUGGGGAGCAGUGACGCCCGAGAUCGAAACCACGUCUUAUUACAUCCUCGUCUGUCGCAAUGGCCCUGCACAACAGCCGAGCGCGAAUGGGGCACAUGGAGCCUGCCACGUACUCUUUGUCGACACCCCCAACAGGAACGAGCAGAGCUGCCUCGAAUUUGCUCCGGAUGCCUGUGGAAUGCCUCCGAAUCCGGGCCUGGCGUUUCCACCGUCGCGCUCGGCUUCAGAUCGAAUGCCGGUCAUGCUUUUUGCUACUCAGUUCGACCAUUCCAGCCAAACACUCUCGAGAGAGGUCGACGCCCAAUUUCUGUGCAAACAAAGGUCAGUGGACUCCGUCGAGCUGCUCAAUGUGAACGACUACAAGGAUCUACGAGCAGAGACAGCACCUGUAGCUGUUGCAACAUCUUGCAAUCUAUCUCACAGCACGCGGCACGGCACAGAAGGUCGAUCAAUGUUUAGAUGGCUUCCCAGCUUCAUGAACCGUGUCACGCCGUAG
Messenger RNA from Sporothrix schenckii 1099-18, 693 nucleotides. RefSeq lists its product as uncharacterized. The record is from RefSeq and is a predicted model, not a curated record. The transcript has a single exon. NCBI's taxonomy places the organism in Eukaryota, Fungi, Ascomycota, Sordariomycetes, Ophiostomatales, Ophiostomataceae. Bases 1 to 693 code for a protein of 230 amino acids.